AUGUUUUCCCUCAGUGUCCUCCCGCCCCCACCAAGAUAUCCCUCUCAGCCAGGAGGGGGAUACAAUGGCAUCUCGGCAACUGGCGGCGUCUUACCAAUGAUUGAGACGAACAAUAUUCUCACCACCCCGACGGGGCCCGAAUAUCAGUUUCUCGUCGGCGAGGGUCUCUACGUCUUGAAAGAGGACCUGCAUCUCGCGACACCGCCACCGCAUCCAUCCGAGGCUCCCAUUCAGAACCCGAAUCCCCUCUCGACGGCACCUCAGCCUGCCACAGCCGGGACCCAGCUCUCCCUCAUCAACAUCGACGUCGGCCCGCUACCGCCUUCCUUUUACCGGUCCAACUCCCGCUCCGACGGCGUCUCAGGCAGCAUCCAAGAGCACCCCGACGAGCGAAGCCAGUCCUCCACCGAAGUCCGCGAGAGCACCAGCGACGGAGGCCGUCUCAACUCUAGCGAUGGCGGAGGCGGUCACUUUGGCUCCAACGCUCCCGCCUUUGGCGAGGGCAACACCCUCCUCACCCCUACCCCAACCAAAGACUCCAACAAGCGCAGGAAACCAAAGAACAACAUGACGAAAAGCAACUCGUCGUUCAUCUCGAGGGUGAUCAACCACGAGACCCUGAGCAAGAAGCUCCAGGAGAGAGCCAGGGACGGGAUGUUUGCCUUUGCCAAUGUGAAUAGGGCUUUUCAGUGGCUGGACUUGUCGUCCCCGACCAAGGCGGAGUAUCUGACCAAGAUUUUGUUUACAAAGGCGCAUUGCUUGUCUCAUGAUGUGAACAGGGUGACCAAGAGCGCGGCGCAUGUUGAUGUGGUGAUGGGGUUUUCGACGGGGGAGAUUAUUUGGUGGGAGCCCAUCUCUCAGCGGUAUACGAGGUUGAACAAAAACGUACUUACUCCCCCCUUUUUCCUGUCCCCUUCCUGGAUUCCCAAUUCGGAGAACUUGUUUCUGGCAGCUCACAUGGACGGCACCCUCAUCGUUUACGACAAGGAAAAAGAAGACGCCAUCUUCUCCCCCGAAGAUGAGGGCACCCCUCUCUCCUCACCUUCAACGGCCGUCCGAUCAAGCAGCGAUGCUCCUCCCUUGCCCCGGCCCACCUCCUCAACCUCGUCAUCAAACAACAAGACCACCACCAGCAGCGUUAUUCACAAAAUCCACAUCCAAAAGUCUGUGCAUUCCAAAAACCAAAAAGUGAACCCGGUGAGCGUCUGGAAACUUUCCAACCAGCGCAUCAACGCCUUUGCCUUCAGUCCAGACAACCGCCACCUGGCGGUAGUAUCAGAAGAUGGCUCCCUCCGGAUAAUUGAUUAUCUGUCCGAAACACUGCUGGACCUGUUUUACUCGUACUAUGGUGGUCUGACGUGCGUGACGUGGAGCCCGGACGGGAGGUAUGUGCUCACGGGGGGGCAGGACGAUUUGGUGAGCAUCUGGUCUCCUGGUGUGAACGGGACGACGCAAGGGCAUUUGGUGGCAAGGUGUCAGGGGCAUCACAGCUGGGUGACGGGGGUGAAGUUUGAUUUGUGGAGGUGCGAUCUUGACGAGACGACGACGGGGGCGGGGAGGAAUUACAGGUUUGGGAGUGUGGGGGAGGAUGGGAGGGUUUGCUUGUGGGAUUUUAGCUUGGGGAUGUUGAUUCGGCCUAGGGUGGGGAGCACGACGCAUGGGGUUGUUGGGGGGAGGCCGCUGGGGGAGGGUAGUAGUAGGGGGAGGAGCAAUUCGGGGUUGAAGGGGGAGGUGAGGCCUAGGGCGGUUGAGCCGAGGGCUAGUACGGCGGUUUUGCCGCCUGUUUUGAGCAAAAUUAUUGAUGACGAUCCGCUUUGCUGGUUGGAGUUUACGAGGGAUGCGAUUAUCACCAGCUGCAAGUCCGGGCACAUCAGGACCUGGAGUAGGCCGGCCGAGUUGACGCCUUUGGGGGAGCAGGAGAACAAGGUUGAGUGA
This is a messenger RNA of Podospora anserina S mat+, 1935 nucleotides long. RefSeq lists its product as uncharacterized. Gene Ontology annotation, biological process: carbon catabolite repression of transcription. NCBI's taxonomy places the organism in Eukaryota, Fungi, Ascomycota, Sordariomycetes, Sordariales, Podosporaceae. Gene Ontology annotation, cellular component: cell tip; cell division site; nucleus. The transcript has 4 exons. Gene Ontology annotation, molecular function: protein binding. The coding region runs from base 1 to 1935 and encodes 644 amino acids. The record is from RefSeq and is a predicted model, not a curated record.